GACCUCGACCACGACGACUUCUUAACCAUGUCUACUUGCUAACUCAUAACCAUGAAUCGUUUUGCUCCUCCUCGCGCAUCGUCUCCUGCGAAAUCCUCUGUCACGUCUAUGGCCACUGUGGCCAGACAUCGUGAUGAUUUACGUCCCACGGCAAGCUCCCUCCCGGUCGAGUUGCAGGAUCUUACAACUGAAGAGAUCGCGUUCAUCGACGAAGUCGUAGGCCGGUCACCUCCAAAUGCUGCCCACUUUCUUGCAGUAUUUAAAGCAUACAAUGAUAUACUUGCGGAACGCGGUGUGAAUCCGGGAGAUGAAGUCGUAUACUAUGGCAAACUCCUGAAGUUAGGCACAUUGAAGGGUUCAAGUUGGACAGAGAAGUGGAACUUUGUCAAAUCUCUCCAGGCAGGCCCUUCUAAUUCUGCUGUGAAAACUCAACCUUCAAGACAUGCGCCUCCACGUAGAGCUCAGACAACCCAACCCAGGUCUGCCAUAUUUACACGACUUACAGGGACCCUCAAGAAUAUCGAACGCGACGAAGACGCGUUUACCCUCCACUCUCAUCAGGAUGAUACGGAUACUGGUGAAACUACUGUGCCUACCGUGAUUUCGACCAGCAGUGCGCCCCACUAUCGUGACACGCCGCGACCAAAUCGACGGGCUGUUUCCCCUACUCUUACCGCUACUACCACUAACACGCUAGGCCUCCACACUGGACCCCCGUCAAGUAUACAUAAAGCUUUCGUCAAAGCUCCCAUAUUUCCCUCUUCCAAACGAGAUGUUCCUCGGAGCACACAUUGGAAAGUGGAGGAUACAUCGGAAGAAUCGACCGACACCGUACCUUCGCCAAGUACUGUCCCUCCAUCGUACGGUGCUGCGACGCGUGGCAACGAGCAUCUUCAACGCGGCCCAUACGCUCACGUCCCUCUCCAGGGUAUCACCCAAACGCAUCCAAAACCUGCAUCCGUCAAUGGUGUGACCCAAUCGAUAUCCGGCCACCUUACCCCUGCUACUGCGCGUGAAGCUGUCCUUAGGGCAAGAGAACGCAGCAAGAAUGUUGCUAAUGAGGAGGAUGCCUGGGAGAAAAUUAGAAGAGAUCAAGAUGAAAAGGAGGCCGACCGAUUCCGCGAGGAGAAGCUCAUUGAACGAUGUUGGGACGUUUGGAAACAGGGAUAUCAGUGGAUCACUACUACCCAUGAACAAAUUGCACAAGCUCGGGAUAAUCUCAUUCUACGGCUGGCGAUUCAUCGUUGGCGAAACCAGACUGCUGCGCGCCUGGAGUUAUACAGACGCGUCUCCCAACUUUCAAACGACCGUCGUCUCAAGCUCGCACUGAAUGUCUGGAAAGUCAAGUUCAGAGAGCGGAAACAGGCUCAAUGGCGUGACGACAUGCGGAACCGAAUGAAGCUCGUUCGGGAGAAACGCGAGUUCACAUUGCUCAAAGACGCGUGGGCGAAGUGGAGGCAGUCCCACCGUUCGCAUCUCGCGGAACUGCAUCAUAACGAACGUCUAGUCGGUCGGUUCCUACAUAAAUGGCGGGGAAAGCUAGAGGAUCUAGAGCAACUCAACGCUGCUUGUGAUAUGUUCCUUGUCUCACAAGAGGACGCUCUAGUUGAGGGCUGUUGGGAUAUGUGGAGGCGGACUGCCGAGAUGCGAAAGGCUGAACGGAUAAUCGCAGACAGAGCUGCUUUGAGGAUGAUGACGAAAGUAUUUGACGUCUGGAAAUCACAUAUGAGUUCACAUGACGUCGCUGACCAGUUCUACGACAAAUCGCUCUUGAGACGUAUGUUCGGAGCAUGGAAAGCCGCUCGCGACAGGAUACAAGUGCUUGAACGUCGAGCAGACAAACAUGUCGCUCGUCAGAACGACGUUCUCAUUCGUGCCGUGAUGAGAGUAUGGAAAGCUCAUGAGAGAGGUCGUUUGCUCGAACGCGUUAGGUCUGCUAGACUUUUGAAGGACGCUUGGGCAAUGUGGAAACAUCGACUGCAGAUUGAACGAGAGCGCAAAGAUGCUGCCAUCGCUUUCUCCACACGCCCCAAUUCUGUCCUAGCAGCGUCCGCUCUGCACCGAUGGCAGCGGGUACUCUCGACUCAUCGGAAAGCUAAUGAAUACGCCGUGCUCUACAGUAAUUCUCAGCUUUGCUACAAGAUGCUGCUUGCAUGGCGAUUACAUCUGAGAACGAGGCUGAAGAUGGCGAGGCAGGCAAAACAAAUCGAGAGGCACCUCGCGAUGAGGAGAGCAUUUAGGGCUUGGGUCGCCAAGCUUGAAGAGAAACGGAGAGAACAGAAGGUGAAGGUUUUCGAGCAACGACUGUUGGGGAGUUACUUCCAAGAAUGGCGAGAUCGUGUCAAGAGGGAACAAGAACUCAGACUCGUUGAGGAGAUCGUGCAACAAGGUGUCUCUUUGCGCAUUAUGUCCAACGCGCUGCAUCGUUGGAUCGACAGGGUCAGCGACCAGACGGACCGAGAGAUCCAGACGACUGAGCUGUAUGAGCAGGUUCUCCUAGUUACGACAUUUAGGAAAUGGUCCGAACGCUGGACAGUCCGUGUCAACGAGAAGAGCCUGCUUCAGAGCUUCAGGGACAUCAAGCGAGAAGAGAAACUGCGCCGUAUCUUCUACCGUUGGCUUUCAGCUGCUAGACAAGCGCGUCAUAAGCGUUUGCUCUUGGAAGAGAAGGAGCAGGCGUUUAGGCUGAACCGCGUGGUUGAAGUCUGGGAUAAAUGGCGAGAAAAACUGCAGGCUCGAAGGUUGCAACCUCUCGCGGAUGAGUAUGUCAUCACGAGGCAAACUGGUCUCGUCUUCCGUGCAUUUGGUAUUUGGCAUGCAAAGACUAAGUCACUUCCAGCCAUACAUUUCUACAACUCCCAUCUGAAAGCCAAGGUUUGGAAGGCUUGGCGAGACUCAGUCCCUAACCCUGCUCAAUCCAAAAUCGCGCGAGAAAAAUACCAAAAGGCCCAGUUAGCCAAGGUCUUUAACGAGUGGUCACAGGCCUACAAGGCCAAGAUGGCUUUGAAAGCGGUCGCUCGUGCUCGGUACCUUAGGCUUCCCAUCGCUGUUUCCAGGCAACCGACACAACAGCCUCGAACGCUCCCGCCGCCUGCCAUCUCUUCGUCUUCUAUAUCUUCCUACCGUCGUACAGCAGUGCGUCCAGAACCCGAAACCCCUUCCGCAACUGAGGAAGAGUCGGAUGCACCAACUAUACCUGUCAUUCCAAGAAGGACUGCCAUCACUAGCCUGUUUGCUACCAGACCUCGUUCUGCACUUUCAGAGGACAUCAGGCGACCAAGGGGUUCCGUCGCUUCUUCUCGUCCAAAGUUGUCUACACGUGCACCAAGCCCAACAGCCUCUGUUGUCUCGGAAGCAACUCAAGUAUCCAGCAUAGCCCCUCCUUCACAAGCAGCUAGCUCGUCAGCCGCUGGGGUGAUUAGACGGAGUCGACUCCUGCAAGAACUGGAAGCUCGAGGUCUCACUGGCAGGUCUCGGCCUUCAACACAUAGGCUAACAUCAUGACCGUAGUUCAUUUGUCUCAUGCUAUUUGCAUUUUGCAUUGCAUAUAUAUCGUUAUGUAGCACCGCGCAUGUCUUUAUGCUAACUUAUUCCGCAUAAACCACUGUUGAUUCUGAAUGUUUAUGAGGCUGGCACCUGGUUUGCGGGCUGCGCGCGGUCGGAG
Somion occarium is the source of this 3664-nucleotide messenger RNA. Lineage: Eukaryota; Fungi; Basidiomycota; Agaricomycetes; Polyporales; Cerrenaceae. The record is from the annotation of a GenBank genome assembly.